Molecule: messenger RNA, 2651 nt
Organism: Hippocampus zosterae (dwarf seahorse)
Lineage: Eukaryota; Metazoa; Chordata; Actinopteri; Syngnathiformes; Syngnathidae
Gene: phlda1
Product: pleckstrin homology-like domain, family A, member 1
Exons: 2
Coding region: 112-615 (167 amino acids)
Biological process (GO): positive regulation of apoptotic process
Molecular function (GO): phosphatidylinositol phosphate binding
Source: RefSeq, a predicted model, not a curated record
ACCAACCUCCACUUCCACCACGACCGACCCAGGGCUCCGCAACUGGGCGUCCCGUAUGCCUUCGCCCUCUCCCCGGGAAGGAAUACAAAAAGUGGCAGGCUCGGAGUAAGCAUGUUGGAAAACGGCAGGAAGGUGUACAAGGAAGGCGUGCUGGAGAAGAGGAGCGACGGCCUGCUGCAGCUGUGGAAGAAGAAGCUGUGCGUCCUGACCGAGGACGGCGUGUUGCUGCUGCCGCCCAAGCAACACGAUCAUCACCCGCAGCAGCAGCAGCAACCACCGCAACCCCACCACAACCACCACCAUCACCACCACCGCGGGGAAGACUCGGGCAAAGUCAAGGAGCUCCACUUCGCUAACAUGAAGACCGUGGACUGCGUGGAGCGCAAGGGCAAGUACGUCUACUUCACCGUGGUCAUGUCCGAAGGGAAGGAGAUCGACUUCAGGUGCCCGCAGGACGAGGGUUGGAACGCUGAGAUCACCUUACAGAUGGUCCAGUACAAGAACCGACAGGCCAUCCUGGCGGUCAAGUCUACCCGGCAGAAGCAGCAGCUACUCGUCGUGCAUGUGCCCGGACAGAGCCACAAGACGCUGCGGAGCUCGCCCAACGUGGCGUGACCUGCCCGGCGAGUCCGGCGGACAUUCGAGCGCCGUUUGCGGUUAAUUGGACGUUGUAUAUCGACUCCCACCACUGCGGCAUCAGCCCCUAAUUCUCCAGGACAAGCUGCGCUACUCGAUCCAUAUUUCCACGGAGCCCUUUUGACACCCCCCGACACACGGACUUCCUCCACUAAAGACUCAUGGACUAACGAAGAAGCAUGUGAGAAAACAAAAAGUGCGUUGGACCGUGCAGUUAUUUAUUAGACGUGUAUAUAUCUUUUUUUUUUCUAUGACUGUGUUCAACGUCAAGUCCGUUUAUUGGAAAGAAGCCUUUAUUUGUACUGUUGUUGUCUUAUUAACAGGUUGGUCGGAAUCAUCAAACCAAAGAUUCAUUUCCAGACGCCAUUUUGCUUGUUUUAACAAACAGGAUAAUUAGCCACGGUAGCCUGUAUAGAAGUCUUAAAUCUGUACUUAAUGUUUGUCGAUUAUGUUAUAACUACAGAGCGGGUCUGAAAGGGGGCAGGGAGGGAGGGGGCAUUGUUAGGAAUGGAGUUAUCAUAUCUGAUAGAAGGAGCUGCCAUUUUAAUUGUUGUUAAAGCAAGUCGCGCGCAACAGGGCUGAGCUCUGAUGCUAGCAGUAAGCCCGUUAGCUUAUCUGACAAAACGCCCUUUUCACAAAAAUCAGACGUGUCAUGCCAGUUCACACUUUCCAUAUGUGAACUAUUUCUUGUUUUUAGGGUUAACCUGGCGCUAACCUACACACUGUUGCUGCUGCUGCUGCAUUUAGCAUUUUGCUUUCCCCGUCAUGAGCGUUACGCGUACAUGGCCCCGCAAAUGUGUUUUUGUUAAAUACUAUUCGGAGAUUUAGUUCAGAAUGGCAUUUUAAACUUGGUAAAGUAGUUUUAAAAAAUGUUGUUUAUAUUUUAUAGCUAACGACAUUGGCUCGUUGUUUGGCAAUUUUUAUAGCUAACGACAUUGGGUCGUUGUUUGGCAAGGCCAAGCUAAUUUCAAACUUUAGUUUUUUUUUCCAAAAUAACGAGCUAAUAGAACUAAAUGUGGGCUUUGUAAUUGGCGCACUCACUCAGUGUUCCAUCCUAAUGACAAAGUUUUCAACUAAUUGUAUCCCACACGUAGCAUAGGUGAUAUUUUGAAAAGUACCUAUUCACAUUUUGUUUUUGUGAUCUAAAACGGCAACUAUGAGCUUGAUUUAAAAAAAAUAAUAAUAAUAUGGCCGCGGAGAGUCCACGAUGGGCAUUGCCAGUUAAAUAAUAAUAAUAAUAAUUUUACUUAGUAUUUUGAAAGCUGGAGCUGUUGUUUUUGUAGGUUGUGCGCCUCACCUUUUUUUAAAACUAUGUAUUAAAUAUCAUCGCAAGUAAUCCAGGAGAUGCGAAUCUAAAGGACUGAUUAAUGUGGCACGGUGGUCACCUGCCUCACAGUGCAGAGGUGCAGGGUUCGAUUCCACCUCCGGCCUUCCUGUGCGGAGUUUGCGUGUUCUCCCCGUGCCUGCGUGGGUUUUCUCCGGGUGUACUCCGGUUUCCUCCCACAUUCCAAAAACAUGCAUGUCAGGUUAAUGGAACACUCUAAAUUGUCCCAAGGUGUGAGUGUGAAUGCGUAUGGUUGUUCAUUUACAGUAUGUGUGCCCUGUGAUUGGCUGGCAACCAGUCUGCAGCACAGUCCAAGAUAACAACUGGGUAGUUCCAAACAAUUUCCAAACCCUUUCCAUGUGUCAUCUGCAAGGUAUUAACCAUUACUCAAGUUAUUUCGAGACGCGUGUCAUCAUUGGCAGGAAUUUCAAAUGGCCUUACUUCACAAGGUGGCUAUGCGUUGAUUAGCCGGUGGCUCGUGUUGAUGGUGUGAGCCCUUUUCGAGAGUGUAUGGCGGCAGAAUUAACACAUGCCUCAGUGUUGUUGUCAUCUCCCUCACAGCUCUGCCAUUUGAUCUCACCUUCGCUGCACCCCACUGACAUGCCUCUCUGCUCCCGUCAGUUUUCUUUUACUUCAAAAUCUAUUUUCAUACCUCCAAAUGAUACAUUCCAUUAAAAAAAUAUAUAAAGAG